Candida dubliniensis CD36 is the source of this 855-nucleotide messenger RNA. RefSeq lists its product as uncharacterized. The coding region runs from base 1 to 855 and encodes 284 amino acids. The record is from RefSeq and is a predicted model, not a curated record. The transcript has 2 exons. Lineage: Eukaryota; Fungi; Ascomycota; Pichiomycetes; Serinales; Debaryomycetaceae.
AUGUCCGCCAACACAGAUCAAAAAUUUAUCAGAACUGCUGAUUAUGACUUUAUUCAAAAGCUAGGCAUCAAUGUAUAUUAUCCAAGUUAUAUUGAAAACCCUCAGAUUCUGGGUGGGGAACUUAAAGACCUUAUAAUCGACAAACCCAUUUACAAAGAAGCCAAUAAACAUGCAAAGAAACGACUGGAUUUGAAGAAAUUGAAAAGAGAACAAAGACGAGAGAGUUCACAGAUGAAACAUGACCAGAAAAGUCAACUCAAGGAAGCAAAACGACAACUGCAUUUAGAAAGAAAAGAAUUGAAAAAAGAACUACAUCAACAAAAGGCAGAAAUGAAAAAAGAACAACAUCAACAACGAGCAGACAUACGAGCAGAGCAUCGUCUUCAAAAAUCAGAUUCUCUUAAACAAUCUUAUUGUGGUCAUUAUAUGAAACAAGGACUAAGCAUGAACAGUCAAAUAGAUCCAAAAAAUGAUAGUUAUCCGCAACCCACAAAUAACAACAACAACAACAACAAUAAUUACCCACAACCCAACAGCUACAGUAGCUACAAUAAUUACAAGAAUUUAUUUGAUAUAAGCAAUAGUGAUAUGACUGACGAUGAAAAAACAGAAGUUGAAAGUGACAUGGAAUCAACAAUUAAGUCGUUGCAAUCAACUACUUUGGCAACAACUGUUAACCAUUCAGUAGCUUACAACCAUAAGGAAGAACAUCAGAGUAAAAUGGCACGAGCUAAUUCUUAUGAUCAAACCAAAUCAACUUUUACUAGUUUCCGAUCCAACAUUAAGAACAAAUUGAAAUUUAGAACUCUUAGAAGUUCAAGUGAACAAUUAGUGGAGGUGUUUGCAACAAACUAA